Messenger RNA from Vicia villosa (hairy vetch), 3640 nucleotides. Its product is annotated as pentatricopeptide repeat-containing protein At5g39710. The record is from RefSeq and is a predicted model, not a curated record. The transcript is spliced from 4 exons. NCBI's taxonomy places the organism in Eukaryota, Viridiplantae, Streptophyta, Magnoliopsida, Fabales, Fabaceae. The coding region runs from base 392 to 2647 and encodes 751 amino acids. Gene Ontology annotation, molecular function: protein binding.
CAAAUUGAGGGAAAAACACUGAACUCUCUGAACACCAGUUGACUCGCUCUCAACUCAAAGCCGAGUCUAAAAUCCUUCCUAACUCGUCCCUCUCAACUCACAACUCCAAUCCUGAAUCGACUGUGAAACCAUCACCACCCUCUCCCAUUUCCUCUCCACAACAACAACAACAACAACGACGAACACCAGUUGUUCUACUCUUAACUCGUUUCCCUCAUCGAGUCUCAAGAUUUCAACGCCAAGUUACAAUAACUCAUUAUCAAUUUCAACAAUGUCAAUUCAUUAGUAUGCAAAGCACCGGUACUAGCAACUAUAUCCCCCUGUGAUUACCGCAGCGGUGAUCGACCGCAUUAAACUAACUCCGAUCACCGACACGGAGGCACCACCCAAAAUGAAACCCCCGAAUCUCAACCUCUCAAUUUCUCCCAAAGACACCAUCAUGGCCAACAAAGCAAUCACCUACCUAAAACGCCACCCACAAAACCUCCCAUCACUCUCACCUCACUUCACUCCCCAAGCAGCCACCUACCUUCUCCUCACUUCCCAAAACAACAAAUCCCUAAUCCUCAAUUUCCUCAACUGGGCCAACUCCAAACCCCACCCUUUCUUCACCCCCCAUUGCCAAACCCUAACCCUCCACAUCCUCACUCGCUUCAACCUCUUCAAAACCGCUCAAACCCUAGCUCAAAACCUCAUCACAUCCUCAAACAACACCACCUCCCUCGUUUUCAAUCUCCUCCAAGAAACCUAUCACUCAUGUAACUCGUCUUCUGCAGUUUUCGAUUUACUAAUCAAAUCAUAUUCCCAGCUUAACCUAAUCGAAAACGCUAUUCACACCCUCCACCUCGCUAACCGCCACGGUUUCUCCCCGGGAGUAUUGUCUUAUAACUCAAUCCUCGAUUCAAUACUCCGGAAUGGGGCUGACCGGUUAUCAAUUCAGCACGGUAACCGUGUCUUCAAUGACAUGAUUCAUAACAAUGUGUCGCCGAAUAUAUAUACUUACAAUGUAAUGAUCCGUGGAAUGGUUUCCGCGGGGAAUUUGGAUUCUGGUCUCCGUCUUAUUCGUGAGAUGGAGGCUAAAGGCUGUUUGCCGAAUGUUGUGACUUAUAACACCAUGAUAACUGCUUAUUGUAAAGAGAAUAAACUCGAGGAAGCGUUUGGUUUGUUGAGAAUUAUGGCUAAGAACCGGGUUGAGCCUAAUUUGAUUUCUUAUAAUGCUGUUAUUAAUGGUUUGUGUAGUCAAGGGAGGAUGAAUGAGACGAUGGAAGUGAUUGAGGAGAUGAAUUCAAAUGGUUUGAGUCCUGAUUGUAUUACGUAUAACACGCUUGUGAAUGGGUUUUGUAAAGACGGGAAUUUUCAUCAGGCGCUUGUUCUUCUUCAUGAGAUGGCUGGUAAGGGUUUGUCGCCUAAUGUUGUUACGUAUACUACUUUGAUUAAUGGUAUGUGUAAGGUUAAGAAUUUGAGUCGUGCGAUGGAGCUUUUAGAUCAUAUGCGUGUUAGGGGACUUAGUCCUAAUGAGAGAACUUUUACAACUUUAGUUGAUGGGUUUUGUAGGCAAGGGUUAAUGAAUGAAGCUUAUAAGGUUUUGAGUGAAAUGAUUGAUAGUGGAUUUUCGCCUUCGGUUGUUACUUAUAAUGCAAUUGUAAAUGGAUUUUGUUGCUUAGGGAGGGUUGAGGAAGCUGUUGAAGUUUUGAAGGGUAUGGUUGAUAAGGGUUUGUUUCCUGAUGUUGUUAGUUAUAGUACUGUUAUAUCUUUGUUUUGCCGAAAUGGGGAUUUGGGAAAAGCAUUUCAAAUGAAGGUGGAAAUGAUUGAGAAGGGCAUAUUGCCUGAUGUUGUGACGUAUUCGUCGCUCAUACAAGGUUUAUGUCAACAAAGGAAAUUGUCAGAAGCUUUUGAUCUUUUCCGAGAGAUGUUGGGGCGAGGUUUAUCGCCUGAUGAGGUUACUUAUACUAGUUUGAUGAAUGGUUAUUGUGUUGAAGGUGAAUUGAGUAAGGCUCUUGAUUUGCAUGAUGAAAUGAUGCAUAAUGGUUUUUUGCCCGAUGUUGUUACUUAUAGUGUACUUAUUAACGGACUUAAUAAGAAAGCUAGGACAAGAGAAGCUAAGAAGCUUCUUCUGAAGUUGUUAUAUGAUGAGUCUGUACCAAAUGACGUGACGUACAAUACCCUGAUAGAAAACUGCAGUGAUAAUGAAUUUAAGAGUGUGGUAGGUCUUGUCAAAGGAUUCUGCAUGAAGGGUUUAAUGGAUGAAGCGGAUCAAGUUUUUGAGACAAUGCAUCAGAGGAAUUUUAAACCUGAUGGAGCUGUAUAUAAUUUGAUGAUACACGGACAUUGUAGGCGUGGUAAUGCUCGCAAAGCAUAUAAUAUGUAUACAGAGAUGGUGCGUUGCGGUUUUGUUUCUCAUAUGGUGACUGUAAUUUCUCUCAUUAAAGCUCUAUCCAAGGAUGGGAUGAAUGAUGAGCUGAGUUUGGUAAUGCAAAAUAUAUUGAGCAGCUGUACGGUCAAUGAUGCCGAGCUACCUAAAGCACUUGUCCAGAUUAACUUUAAAGAAGGUAACAUGGAUGCUGUUUUAACUAUGCUCACGGAAAUGGCCAAUGAUGGCUUGUUACCUGAUGGUGGAGAUUAUUCACGUGCUUCAGCAAGUGCGUAGUAAUUUCUUAUGUUGCGGGUUAUACUGUGUUACCUUACAAUUUGGACCAACACUUCCUGCAAACAUCCAGUAUGAUUGUUCUUGGCGAUUUGCAGCGGGGAAAUGUAAUUCCCCGGUAAGAAAGUAAUUUAUCUGCAAUUGUCAAAAGUCACCUUCACCAGAUUCUGUUGCGUAGUAGCACUGACUUCCUAAAAGGCUAUAGCGGAUAGCGAGAUAGUCUCUAUUGCAAAGACCAAAAGCCUGCGUAAAAGUCUGUCGUGUCUCAGGAUCUAUGUCGGAGCCCGUGCUUCAUAGAUUACUACUAAAGACUCCUUUAUUAGAGAACAAGGUGGAUUCAUCAAGUCAAUUGUUUUAUCAAUAGAUUGAAAUGCAUGUACCAGCUACCAAGCAUUUUAGUAAUGUUAAUGGUGAAAACAAAGCUGAAUGGAAAAGUUAGACUAGCUGAAAAUGAUAAUCUGAAUAACUAAAACAUCAAUAGCAUUUAAAAGCUCAGAAGUGGCAAGGAAGAGACGGGAUGAAAAGAAACAUGAAAUUUUGCUUUCAGUUCUACUCUUUUUGAUUACAGAUGACACAACAUAUCCAAUAGAAGAUGUAUUGACAUAUCCAAUAGAAGAUGUAUUGCCUAAGGCCUUGAAAAGGUUUUGGAUGCAGGGAAGAAUCUUAUAGAGAAACAGAAGUUUCUUGCCCGUCAAUGAACUUCUGCCAUAGUGAAGAAGAAGCUGUAUCUGUUCUUAGCUUUUUGGUUACAUUUUUGAGUUUUCUCAUGAUUAUGAAAUCAACAUUGAGAGUGAUGAUUUUCGUUUCCAUAAAUUGUGCCAAUGUUCGAAUGUGAACCAUCGAGUAUCUCUAAAUACAUAAGAAACUCAAAGAUGAUGAGUAUUAUGUUAUGAGGAUGGGGGAUAACGGUGGAUAUCUUCGAAUAUUCUAAAGUUAGAAGAUUAUAACAGAUCAAAACAUAGGAGAACAAUGGUGGUAGUAGCACUUAUAAGGAUA